UGAAACUACGAGCAGGGAGGAGGGAGAAGCUGGUUCUCUGUCCCAAGAGGUGGAGCGGGUGGGGGCCUGAAUGUCUCUACUCUCUUCCCUCCCCCCUUUGGCCAAUACCUGGAGAAGAGGAGUGGUCACGACGGGGCUCUUUAAACCAGAGGGCGGCUUAGUUUUUAGGAUGGCUCCAAAGCCACCAACCCUUUGAGCGUGUGAGGAGGCGCUUUCCUUCUUCCUUUGCUGGAGGAGCGGGCCUCGCAUAUUACUUGGUGCUAUUGGGACUCGGUUGCUUGACUUCUGGCUGGUAUCUCUCAGCCGGGAAACUUCGCAGGCUCUUCCAUAUCGCCUUGAAUACAACUAAAUAUAUUUUCGGCAUCUUUUCUGCACACCCCACCUUGCAUUUGCCUUUUCCUUGGGCUUUUCUAUCCCCGCUGACUUGGAUUUCUUCUCCCCUCACUUUUUUUUUUAAAAGAAACCUGCAGUAGUGAGAAUCUGGCGCUUCUUAUCCUGGAUGCAGCGUGUCUCCUACUCACUUUUUAACUAGCUGCUGGUCAGCUGGCUCCGCUUUUUGCCAUCAUAACCCCCCCCCCGCACCCUUUUCUCAUCCCAAACAGAAUCGACUGUGAACUGUGAGUAGUACUAAAGUUGGCUUCGGUUUAGAGUCGCUGGUGGCAAGAUCCUCUUAGUGGUUGCAAGAACUGAAGAAAAGAGAAGUUCGGUUUGGUGAACCUUUGGGUGGUGGCGAAGAAAGAUUUAGGGCCUGCGGGGUUUUUUUGGCUGUGUGGAUCGUGCCUCGGUUAGCAUCACUACAUCAGUUUUGAGAAGUAGUUAAGUUCCCCACCUCUUUCUCAGGUACCGUUGACUGUCUCCAAAUUAGAAGGGAGAGCUAUACUUCCUGCUGGACAUUUGAGGUUUUAACAUCACUCUUUGAAAAUAAGUCAACCAUGGCUGGCCACUUGGGCCGAGAAUUAGGUCGCCCAUAUCCUUUCCCUGUCCAAGGCCUCCACCUCACCAAUCUCCCUGCUGCCCCUCACCAUGAAGCUACAGGAGGCUUCUUGCCUGAAGCCUUUAACGGGGCAGCCUUUGGACAGGGAUUUGGGUUCAAGCCUGAUUAUGGACCCCAGGGAGGGAUGAUGGAGUCCCACCCUGGUGGAGAAGCUCCCCGAACUUGGUACACUUUUCCUGCAGGUGGGGAUGCCUGGAGUCACCACCCUGGGGUUGUGAUGGGGCCUUAUGGGAUCCCUCAGUCUGGGGAGCCCUGCCAAGGCCCAAAGCCUGACAUCAAGGUGGAGCCUGACUUUGACCAGCCAGGGCCCUCCUAUGCACACUCCUGGACAGGAGGAUGCCUUGCACCUACCACCUCUGCCUGCAACGCACCUGGUGAUAGCAGGGAGGCUGCCUCACCUGGCAGUGAGCCUCAUUCUUCCAGCAGUCCAGCUAGCCAGGUUGAGGAGAUGGGCAGUGCUGACAUCAGUCCCAGCAGUGAUGGUAGCAGCAGUCCAGGUGGGCAGGCGGCCUGUGGAGAAGUCAAGGAAGAUGGUGGUAGUGGAGAUGAGAUUGCGGGGAGCACCCACAGAAUGCCUCCUACUGAAGAUUUUAACAUACUGGAUCCUGUUACCUCGGAGGAACUGGAAGAGUUUGCCAAGGUGCUGAAGCACAAAAGGAUCUCGCUGGGUUUUACUCAGGCAGAUGUGGGACUGGCCCUGGGCCUGCUGUAUGGGAAGAUGUUCAGCCAGACCACAAUCUGCCGCUUUGAAGCCUUGCAGCUCAGCUUCAAGAAUAUGUGCAAACUGAAGCCCCUCCUCCAGCGCUGGCUGGAAGAGGCUGAUACCAACGAGAACUUGCAGGAGCAGCUCUGCUCCAUGGAGUCGGCCAUGAUCCAGGCUCGGAAACGCAAACGUACCAGCAUUGAGAACAGCGUGCGGGGCACACUCGAGUCUUAUUUUCUGCGCUGCCCCAAGCCCAACGUGGAGGAGAUCGGGCAGAUUGCUGAUGACCUCAGCCUGGAGAGGGAUGUUGUCCGUGUCUGGUUCUGCAAUCGUCGUCAGAAGGGCAGACGCAACUUAGGAGCGAGCCCUCGGGAAGAAUAUGAUGGCUCUGGCCUACCGCCACCCUUUACUCAUAGCUCACGCCAAGCUCCGCCCCCUGGGCUCAGUCCUGCCCACCACCAGCUGGCCCCACAACACCAGGGCUACAAUGGAGCUGCGUUCGCUGCCCUUUAUCUCCCCCCAUUCCGUGAAGGGGACGCCUUUGUCCCUGGCACAUCUGGCUCUGCAGUCAUGGGCCAUCCAAUGCAUUCAAGCUGAAGAGUCUUUUUUAAACAAGCUUCUCCCUCCUAAGCCUUAAUAAGGGAGGUUGUCCCCUGGCCGCUUUCUGCUUCUUAAUAUUUCUAACUAGGAAGCCUUUAGGAAGGGAAGGGCCUAAUUCUUGUCUUUUUUGCUUUUUAAAUCAGGGAGGCAGGACUUCUCAGUGGAACUCAAGUUUUAUCAAGGUUCUUCAGUGUCUAGUUUUUAUUUUAAACAUGAUUUUAAAUUACUACUCACCACAUUGCCAGGGUAAAAGGUGCUUCUGGAAGUAUUAAUAGGGAUUUUUUUUUUAAAUCUAGCUUGCUGGAACCUUCUUGCUAAUCUCCAUUGUGGCUCUUGUAUGGUAAACUAGGAGGAAAUUGGAAUCCAGGCAUGUUCUCUCUCUUCCCCAUCCCCUUCAAGAAUAAUUUACCACUACCUUCCCUAGCCUGGUGCUCUCCAGAUGUUUUGGACUACCAUCAGCCCAAGACAGCAUAACUAUUCUGUCUAGGUCUGAUAGAAGUUGUAGUCCAACGCAUCUGGAGGGCACCAGGCUUGGGAAGGCUGAUCUGCAUUGAUGAGGUGCAAACGACAGUUGUGUUGUUGAAUUUCCCUGCGUUCAACAAUUCCCAGGGAGAAGGCUAAGCUGGCCAUAAUUUCUUCUAUGGAAGAAGCAUUCUUCUGUUCUGAAGUGUACAGUCCAGAAACAGUUUUUAGGGUGUGUUGUGCUCUUCUGUGUUAACUAGGCCUGUGGUUGGGUUGUGCCUAUUUUACUAGAAAACAUUAGUUAGCAGGCCCAUGGGAAGUUUUAGAGUGAGCAGGAAGGAUGCUAUUGAUCUGGAAGAGUCAUUUAGGAAUGUCUCCUGAAUUGGAUUCCUCUUUAGGCCUCCUACCAUCACUAGGUCAUUCUAGAUGCUGACUUCUUCUCAUGAGCCACAUGGACAGAGAAACAAAGUUAGAGUUUCAAAACCAAAAUUGGUUUACAAAAUCGGUGUGUGUUGGAGAUUUAUUGUCAGGGAUGGGGAUAUUUGAAUGCAUGUCUUUUCCUCAUCUGAAAAUUCAGGAUGUUCCUUUGGGGUUCUAGAAAAGCCUUCCCCAACCUUGGGCCCCCAGAUGAUGUUGGGCUACAACUCCCAUCAUCCCUGACCAUUGGCCAUGCUGGCUGGGGAUGAAGUGCAUUGUGGUCCAACAUAAUUUGGGGACCCAAGGUUGGGAAAAGCUACUCUAGAAUAUCUACAUCUCCUCUAAAACUAACGAUGCAGAAUAUUAAAUCGGCACCUUCCUCCAUAUGUUUGGAAUGUAUUUGUCCCUUUUGUUCCAGACCUUACCUCACUCACAAAUUGUGGGAACAUUUGAAACAAUGCAUUUAAAAGCCAAAAACAAGAUAAAAAAAGACAUCUGAUUUCCUUGUCACUCCCUUUCCCAUUUCUUUGCUACAGUAUUCAAUAUUUCCUGUCGCCUCUCGUAUGGGAGAAGCAUGGUGGUUGUGGUGGUGUUCUUUAAAACAAAAGACUCAUAAUUUGGUCUCUUAAGUUUUAUAAUGUGCUGUUGGCACUCUGAAUUGUACGCAUGCCAUUUCUCAUAAGAGACCCCUAUUAAAAAAAAUGCUAAUUA
Molecule: messenger RNA, 3887 nt
Organism: Rhineura floridana
Lineage: Eukaryota; Metazoa; Chordata; Lepidosauria; Squamata; Rhineuridae
Gene: POU5F1
Product: POU class 5 homeobox 1
Exons: 6
Coding region: 933-2294 (453 amino acids)
Biological process (GO): regulation of transcription by RNA polymerase II
Molecular function (GO): DNA-binding transcription factor activity, RNA polymerase II-specific; RNA polymerase II cis-regulatory region sequence-specific DNA binding
Source: RefSeq, a predicted model, not a curated record